ACUAACGCGCAGAGAUGACCCACAUAUGUUGGUUUGUUUGUUUUCCAUUGCCAAUUGCAAUGCACGGAGAGUAAUAAUAGCAGCAAAAGUGCGGAGUAUAUCGGUCGCAUAUUUAAUUGUUACUUUUAAAAUUACAAUAUCAAUAGCAGGAUGGCCGCAGACAGCAGAGAUGUUAAUCUUGAGAUGACUGAAGAGCAGCAGGCGGCUGGCGAUUCUCGCGGAGAAGCCCCUCCGACACCCAUAGCGGUCCCAACUGUCUCAGAAAAGGUGCCCGCAGAAAGUGUCGAUGGAAAGAAGGCCCGCGUGCCGCGGCGCAUCCUGCACUUCAGCGAUGGCACUAUGGAGGAAUACAGUACAGACGAGGACGAGCCCGACCAGCCGGCCCAGGACGCCCUUACGCACCUGCGCACGGAGAACCCAAAAUCGAUGGGCUGGCUACCAUGGGCAUGGUGGUGGUUCCGCUAUGCCGGAUACCGCACGCUCGGCGGAGUGGACAAUAUGGGAGAGAAACUGGCCUACAUGCUGGGCAUCACGUCACCAAAGUAUCAGUACGAACUCGACGAGUACUACGAAAUGAAGAAAAAGGAGGAGGAGGAGAAGGCGCAGCGGGACCUGGAGGAGGCCGGCUGGUCGCCGGGCACGGCGCUCACCAGCGAGCAGCCGGCCGGUCCCGGUCCGACCGCCUACCUGGUGGGCGGCGACAGCGCCGAGCCGGUGACCACGCCGCCGACGGCCGGACGACUGCCCGACCAGACGGCCGCCGGUGUGUCCGGCCAGCCGGUGGCCGCCACCACCACACCGUGAGGGGCUGAGCGGGCGGCCGGCACCCGUGUCCGGCCAGCCGGUGGCCGCCACCACCACACCGUGAGGGGCGGAGCGGGCGGCCGGUAGCCGGUGUCUCCGGUCAGCCAGUAGCGGCCACCACUAGACCGUGAGGAGCUGGGCGGGCGGA
Molecule: messenger RNA, 952 nt
Organism: Amphibalanus amphitrite
Lineage: Eukaryota; Metazoa; Arthropoda; Thecostraca; Balanomorpha; Balanidae
Product: protein FAM177A1-like
Exons: 5
Coding region: 151-804 (217 amino acids)
Source: RefSeq, a predicted model, not a curated record